Drosophila guanche is the source of this 1708-nucleotide messenger RNA. RefSeq names its product serine protease persephone (gene spirit). The record is from RefSeq and is a predicted model, not a curated record. The transcript has 4 exons. Gene Ontology annotation, molecular function: serine-type endopeptidase activity. Lineage: Eukaryota; Metazoa; Arthropoda; Insecta; Diptera; Drosophilidae. Bases 431 to 1648 code for a protein of 405 amino acids. Gene Ontology annotation, biological process: proteolysis.
UGAUUAACAUUGAGUGAUUAACACAGCCGGUUUUUGAUCAAAAUAAGAACCGAAACCAAAGCAAUCCGCUUUAAAUAUGUCUGAAGUUCAAUGCGCCAACAAUUAGAACCGGUCGCAGCGCUUUGCCACCGUUCAUUAUCGCCCAAAAGUCACACCGAAACCCCCAGAUGGUGUGUCACAAAGUCAAGCUCAUUUGGCGAUAAUAACACAGAUACAGGAGGAAUUGUAGCAACAGUUCAAUUCAAAUCGCGCUAUUAUUUCUGGUGCCAAUUGAGCGCGCGUGCCUGGAGAGUAAGCGAAGGAAGUUGCCCGGCAGGUUUCGCUUCCGCUGCUGCUGCGGCCAGACGCUCCCAAGCGGUCUGAUCCGAACCGCCAAAGUGCAGUACGCGUUUGGCUGCGAGCACGAAAGGAGUAGAGACACCACCACAACAUGAACCAGUCCACAAAGCUGCUGCUGGCGAUGCUGCUGCUGCUCCCAUUUGCGGCAGGGGCCACACCUGCCAUCAGUCCGCUGUCGCAGCGUGGCAUCAUCUUUCCCAAGGAGUCCUUUGACGACUGCUUUCUGGAUGAUGCCAAGCAACUGGCUGGCACCUGCAAGCUAAUGCAGGACUGUCCACCGGCACUGAAGCGUUGGCUGGACAAGCGCGAGUCGCCCAAGACUUGCUAUUUUGUUAAAUUCGAUCACUACAUUUGCUGUGAGCCGGAUAAACAGCCACUGAUAGACACCACCACAACCACAACAACAACAGAGCGACCCCCACUGCCGCCUCUGCCUCCAUUCAAGAAGCGCCCCAGCGUUCUGGCGUGCUACGACUACAACGAUGUGAAGCAGCUCAACGAACGCGACAUUACGUUCGUGGUGUCGGUGGUGGGGGGAAAACCGACAGCCUACCGGGAGUACCCCUUCAUGGCGGCCCUUGGCUGGCGUUCCAAUUUCGAUGAGCGGAUCUACUAUCGCUGCGGCGGUGCCCUGAUCGCACCCACAUUUGUGCUCACGGCAGCUCAUUGCAUUGACUUUGGCGGCGCUCAGCCCAGUCAGGUGCGUUUGGGUGGCGAUAAUCUCACGCUGGCCACGGGCGAGGAUUUCAACAUUAAGCGCGUUGUGAUACAUCCGGAGUACGAUGCCAGCUCGGCGUACAAUGACAUUGCCCUGCUGGAGUUGCAGCUGAAUGACCAGUUGCAGGCGCCUUCACUGCGUCCCACUUGCUUGUGGGACCAGCAUGAGCUGGCCGACACAGAGCUGAUGGCCAUUGGCUAUGGCCAGACGCGCUUUGCGGGCCUCUCCUCGUCCCAGCUGCUGAAGGCGCCCCUGCAGCAUGUGCGCAACGAGCAGUGCCAGAUCCACUAUCCAGCCGAGACACUCUCGCUGGGCGUGGUGCCCACGCAGCUGUGUGCAGGCGAUGCCACUCGCCAGCGUGAUACGUGCCAGGGUGACUCCGGUGGCCCACUGAUCAUGCAGAACGGACCCUUCGGCUAUGUGGUGGGCAUCACAUCGCUGGGCCAGGGCUGUGCCAGCGGUCCACCCUCGGUGUAUACCCGUGUCUCCAGCUACGUGUCCUGGAUCGAGGGCAUUGUGUGGCCCGGUGGCUACAAGGAGCAGAUACCACUGCCGCCUGCGCCCGAAUUCGAUCUGAGAGGAACGGUCUGAAUGCCACCAGCCUUGUCAAUCAAUUAUUUAUAUAUUAUUUCAUAAUUUAAGCACAAUUAA